UUACACAUCCUCUAUUGAUUGCUUUUCUUGGAAGAACAACUCCUCUCUAGGAUCUCUUUCUUCAUUUCUCUUCUUAAAAUACAAACAAACACAACCAUGGGAGUUCGAUUGCCGGUUGUUGCUCUUGCUAGGCAGAUUCUAAGUCGGUCUGCUUCGACUGCAUCCAGAGCAGCCUCAACAUCAUCAGAGAUACCAAGAGGCUUCUUUGCAGUUUAUGUUGGAGAGAACCAGAAGCGGCGGUUUGUGGUUCCCGUCUCCUAUUUGAACCAGCCAUUAUUUCAAGAUUUGCUAAGAAAAGCCGAAGAAGAAUUUGGGUUUAAUCAUCCAACCGGUGGUUUGACGAUUCCAUGCAGAGUAGACACUUUCAUUGAUGUCACUUCUCGCUUGAGCAGUUCAUAAGAGAAUGCAGUUAAUUAAACCAACUCAGAGACAACGUUGUAUAGCGGCAAUACUUGGGGAUACAUUGUCAAUCACUUGUUUCUUUUCUGCUUUUUUGGCAGAAAAUAUGUAGGGAAAAAUCUGUCCAUUUGGAGAAAGUGUUGAGUAGAAUCUGUAUUUUUUUAUUUUUUUUAAUGGAAAUCAGCAAUUGAGGAUACACUUUAGACCAAAAUAUUCGUAAUUAUU
Messenger RNA from Juglans regia (Persian walnut), 624 nucleotides. Its product is annotated as auxin-responsive protein SAUR21-like. Lineage: Eukaryota; Viridiplantae; Streptophyta; Magnoliopsida; Fagales; Juglandaceae. Bases 97 to 399 code for a protein of 100 amino acids. The transcript has a single exon. Gene Ontology annotation, biological process: response to auxin. The record is from RefSeq and is a predicted model, not a curated record.